This is a messenger RNA of Dioscorea cayenensis subsp. rotundata (Guinea yam), 590 nucleotides long. RefSeq names its product ferredoxin--NADP reductase, embryo isozyme, chloroplastic-like. The record is from RefSeq and is a predicted model, not a curated record. The transcript is spliced from 4 exons. NCBI's taxonomy places the organism in Eukaryota, Viridiplantae, Streptophyta, Magnoliopsida, Dioscoreales, Dioscoreaceae. The coding region runs from base 54 to 590 and encodes 178 amino acids. Gene Ontology annotation, molecular function: oxidoreductase activity.
CUUCAGAAUACCAGUUGUCUCAGGCUUUUACUUUGUGUAGUUGAAACUCCGGAAUGGCUCUCAAGGCUGAAAUCAAGUCUUUAAAAAAUGAGGUUGCUAAAGAAGCACCAUCGAUCAUCCACAAAGCUGGCAAGCCUUACACUACAAAAGUUGUCUCCGUGGACACUCUUGUUGGCCCCAAAGGCGGGCUUGGAGAGAUUUGUCAUAUUAUACUUGAUCAUGGAGGCCAAUUUCAUUUCGUGGAAGGCCAAUAUCUUGGAGUAAUUUUACAUCCGGAUGAUGAUGAUGAUUCAUUGCAUACCCCGUUUCGCGUUAUAAUUCACGCUUUCUCCAUUGCAUCAUGCAGAGAUGGAGAUUCUUUUGAUGGUAAGAAGCUCAGUUUGUGUGUUCGUCGUGCAGAACUAUCACCACACGAUGCCAGUAACUUCCUCUGUAACCGUAAAGAAGGAGAUGAAGUUGAUAUUAUAGUUCCUGGAUAUACUUGGUGGUUGGAUUCAGCUGCUAGAACUCACAUAAAUGUAUCAAUGCAGGGUUGCCUGAACUGUCGAACACCGAGUGAUGGUGAAAGAUACAUCUAUAUGGGGACUUGA